This is a messenger RNA of Solea solea (common sole), 1657 nucleotides long. RefSeq names its product tetratricopeptide repeat protein 9A. The record is from RefSeq and is a predicted model, not a curated record. Bases 152 to 922 code for a protein of 256 amino acids. The transcript is spliced from 3 exons. NCBI's taxonomy places the organism in Eukaryota, Metazoa, Chordata, Actinopteri, Pleuronectiformes, Soleidae. Gene Ontology annotation, molecular function: protein binding.
CGUAGCUGCGACACCGGAGCGAGGCGAGGACGCGUCUGUCUGUUCGGCACAGAGAAAAGAUGCUGUGAUUAAAGGAGAGCCUCAGUUACAGAUCAGGGUGUUAAGGCAGCUUUAAUAAUAUAAAAAAUAAUAUAAAAAGAUAACGUCAAAAAUGAGCGUGAUGAAGGCUGGACACGAUGGCAGCGGCAGAGGAAGCCUCGCCGACAGCGGCUGCAGCGGCGGCGGCGGCGGCGCCCCGAGGCUCCAGCAGUGCGUACAGCCUCCCAACAACAGCAGCAGCAGCAGCGGCAGCAGCAGGACCAAAGAUGCCAGAUACCAACAGCAGCAGCUGCAGCUCCAGCAGCAGCGGCAUCAUGGAGGCUCGAUGUGGAAGCAGCCGUCUCACAGCGAGCCCGCCGACGUCGUGAGGCGGGCGCUGGACUUCAAGUGUCAAGGCACGCAGUGCUACAAGGAUAAGAAGUACCGAGAGGCGAUAGGCAAGUACCACCGCGCUCUGCUGGAGAUCAAGGGGCUGUGCAGGGUGCUGGGAGACCCGGACACCAGCUCCAAGUCCCCGUCCCCCCUCCUGCCCACCAUCAGCAAAUCCAGCACGCUGACAGACGAGCAGAAAGGGGCCAUGGAGAACGCUGAGCUGGAGUGUUACAACAGCCUGGCCGCCUGUCUUUUACAAAUGGAGCUGGUGAACUACGAACGAGUGAAGGAAUACUGUUUGAAAGUGCUGCACAAGGAAGGAAAGAACUUCAAAGCCCUGUACCGGUCUGGUGUGGCCUAUUACCACCUGGGAGACUUCCAGAAGGCCCUGUACUACCUGAAGGAGUCCCACAAACAGGAGCCAUCAGACACCAAUGUCAUCCGCUACAUUCAGCUGACAGAGAUGAAGAUUCGCAGGAACGCCCAAAGGGAAAAGAAAGAAGCGACAUAAGCACUCUCCGUCUGAUGGCGUCUCAUCCGUCAAGAAUUUCAGCCCUACUGUGUGCCACCCAGACCUUACACAAACUGAGUCAUAUGGCGUGAAGCGAUGUUAUUAUUAAGUUUUGUUUGCUUUUGCUUUGCACAGCAUCUGGUUGCCAAUUAUGUGAUUGAAUUUCACCAUUGUGUGCUUGAAGCAUUUUCUGUUUCCAAUUGAUUUAGUAUGUUUUCACUGUAACAAACUGAUGCACUGCCAGUCCAAACACUGCACAUACAGGCCAACACUUGUGAUAGAGACAGAAACAACAAGGUCCACUGAGGGAAUCUAGCACGUCUGCACUGCAGGUUAGUGUUUACUGUCAAUGAGCACCUUCCCUUGCACAAGAUGUCUAUUGAAUGGCACAACAUAAGAACAACUAUUUAUUUGUUUUGUCAAAGAUCGAGUUUUUUUAAAUAUAUUUUAAAUUAUAUCUGAAUCAAAGGUGCUUUCACUAAGUAGGUUUAUUAAAAGAUGCAUAGGGACGAACAUCAGGAACACAUUGCAGUAUGAACUUAAGUAACAUAUCACAUAAUGUAAAUAGGCUACUUUAUAGAAAUCACAAAAGAAUAUUAAGGAAAGGCAAGCUACUCGUGUUUAUUAAGGCCAAAACAAAGCACUUCAUUCUCAGCAUUUCCUGUAACAAAAAUACUGUAUGUUUACUGUAAAGGUAUGUGUGUAAUAAAUGUGUCUAUUGAUUGAAAUCUUGAA